This is a messenger RNA of Botrytis fragariae, 255 nucleotides long. RefSeq lists its product as uncharacterized. NCBI's taxonomy places the organism in Eukaryota, Fungi, Ascomycota, Leotiomycetes, Helotiales, Sclerotiniaceae. The record is from RefSeq and is a predicted model, not a curated record. The transcript is spliced from 2 exons. Bases 1 to 255 code for a protein of 84 amino acids.
AUGACUGAUAAUGAGUUUUCCACUUAUCCACUUUCAGUCACCAUUGCAGCUGAAAGUUUAAUGUACUCCGUAAAAAUCUUGCAUUUUUUUCUCAGAGAACUUCCCGGUAUCGUGGAGCAGAUUCUAUUUGCUCUACGAUGUACAUCUACCACCUCUGCCUAUGCCUACCUUGGUCGUGGUAGAGGAAUAUCAUACAUGCACGGCCGUACCACAGCCCACGAAGCUCCGGAGAAAGGCGACGAAAAUACGAUGUGA